ACAAUAAUUUACAUUUUGCAGUUUGAUGUGAACUUGAAACAUGGCGCGGCUUAGCGAGCACGGAAUCCGUCUGAGCUCUAUGAGCCCGUCCUACCUGGACAGCAACUCCACCAGUCACACAUGGCCGUUCAGUGCUGUCGCCGAGUUAAUAGAUAAUGCUUCUGACCCCGGAGUCACAGCCAAGCAGAUCUGGAUUGAUGUGGAAACUGUAAAAGGAGAGCUGUGUCUCAGCUUUACAGAUAACGGCAGUGGGAUGACACCCAGCAAACUGCACAAAAUGCUCAGUUUUGGUUUUACAGAGAAAGGCUCUGGAAAGGGCAAUCAUCAGGCUAUAGGGAUCUAUGGUAAUGGUUUUAAGUCUGGAUCAAUGCGUUUGGGACGCGAUGCCUUGAUCUUUACCAAGAAUGGAGGAUGUCAGAGUGUGGGGAUGCUAUCUCAGAGCUUUCUGCAGGCCAUCAAAGCACAGGCUGUUAUAGUACCUAUAGCACCAUUCAACCAACAAACUAAGUCAUUAGUAAUAACAGAGGAUUCUGAGGCUAGUCUGAGAGCCAUACUCACCCACUCUCUGUUUAAGUCUGAGGCAGAGCUGCAAGAACAGCUGGACUCCAUCCCAGGCAAGAAGGGUACCAAGAUCCUUAUAUGGAACAUCCGCAGAAACAAGGACGGGAAGCCUGAAUUUGACUUUGAUGCAGAUCUGGAGGAUAUUCGGCUUCCAGAGAUCCAUUCAGAGGUUAUGGAGGGAAAAACAAAGAGGAAUUACUUCGGACCUCGGAGAACUGACCAUAUAGUUCCAGAAAUGGACUACUCUUUAAGAGCGUAUCUCAGUAUUUUGUAUCUGAAACCCAGGAUUCAGAUCAAUCUUAGGGAGAAGAAAGUUCAGACCAAACUAGUAGCCAGGAGUUUGUCUCUGAUUGAGAACGAUGUCUACAAACCUCAGUUCAUUAAUGAGCGAGUAAAGAUUACAUUUGGCUUUAACCAAAAGAACAAAGAACAUUAUGGCAUCAUGAUGUACCACAACAACAGGCUUAUCAAGUCCUAUGAGAAAGUGGGCUGCCAGAUCAAGUCCUCAGGUCAAAGAUCAGGCGUGGGAGUAAUUGGAGUUAUAGAGUGUAACUUUUUGAAACCAGCUCAUAAUAAGCAGGACUUUGAGUACACCAAAGAGUACAGACUUACUUUGGCUGCUCUUGGCCUUAAACUUAAUGAUUACUGGCAUGAAAAAAUGGAAAAGAAGGCAAAAGAAAAAGCAUUUCGAGCUCUGGAGUGUAGAAAAAAGGAAAAUGAGGAGGAGGAGGAGGAGGAGGAGGAGGAGGAGAAAAAGGAGGAAGAGGAGGAGGAUGAAGAAGAUGAGGAGGAGCAAGAACUGGAUGUGUCAUGGCUUCAGUGUGAGGACUGCAUGAAGUGGAGAGGAAUUUCCACUCGCCUCUUCAAGUCAAACUUCCCUGAGCACUUCACCUGUAGCCAGCACCCCAUUGCCCGCUUCAGGAGUUGUUUGGUACCAGAAGAACCAGAGGAGCACGAAGACGAGUUCACACCUAGCUAUGAGAAGACACACAAAAAACAGGAACAAAGCCGGACCAAAAGAAAAGAAAAAUGCAUGCGGAGAGGUAAACGUUCGACUUCUCCUGAAAGUGAAGAGGCACCUGAGUCCUUCUCAGAACUCACACUGGACAAUGCUGUUAUUUAUAUUGAAACAGAGAUAAAGGGCAAGGUCAUCACAGAGUCCACAGCAGCCAUCACAGAGAACUCACAGUCACACAGGCACAAGCGAAAAGCAGAAUGGCCAAAGUGUGAAACUAACAGCAAGUUGCCGAAAUGCAUCGACCUCACAGACACCUCUGAAACAGAGAAAACUUUCUCAACCGAGGAAACUUCAGAAUCAGAGCAACAAACAGUAGAGAAAAGUCCAGAAACUCUGGAGAUUAAUAGCAGCAAACAAACGACAGAGUCUACUGCCACAGACAGCAUUUCCAACCCAACUGCUUCAGAACCACUGGUCUCACAAAGCCCUCAGGCUAAAGAGCAGCUGAGACUUACCCCAGGCCCUCCAGGCUGGCAUCACCCUGUCACCUCCAUGGCAUGGUCUCACCCGCUGCCACCCGCUCAGACCGUAGUGGUUCCUCCCCUGAGCCGCACCAGCAGGCAGCCACUGCCUCAGCUCCCGCUGGAUGGUGCUGAACGCUCAGCGCUUACCAUCAAGCUGGAUCAGCUGGAACGGGAGGCCAAGCGCCUUAGAAAGAUCCUCGGCCUACGAGAAGCCGUGGUACAAAUGGCUCAGUUAUCAGACGCAGAAGUGUUGGAGUCGGCAGGAACUGAACUGGUCGGGACACAGAACUCAGAGGAUGAAACCAUGGCAAGAGUUUCUACAGCAUCCAAGAAAUCAGGCCCUCAGUCAGAUAAAGAAAGCCCUGUGAAGACAAACGGCAGUUCUCCAGGUCAACAGGAGGCACCAGUAAUACCUAUAGAUGACCUAAACUGGAGUAAAACAAUGGCGAAACUUCAGAGCCAAAACCAAGCCUUAGACACAGAGCUAAAAAAGGUAAAGAAGGAAAGAGAUGAACUGCAGAGCAAAUUAAGACAAGCAGAAAGAGAGGCAAGCGAGAGAAAAGAUCAAAGCACCAGCACACCCUCGAAUGCACAUGACGGAAUCACAAUGGAAAGAUUAUGCUCUAUCCGCCAGAACAUUGUUUCUCUUCUGUCUUCCAUCCUGCCCAACUUAGACAUGCAGGGAAUCAGCUAUGACACAGGAGACGUAGACAGCAUCCUGCAGCAGAUCAUUCAGGCCAACAACCUUUAAACUUUUAAUCUCAGCCACAGGACUAUUACACAUAAACAGCAUCUAAUCUUAGUGCAGAAUUUGCAGCUGAAUUUAAGCAUUUAUAACAAUAACUGAUUUCAGUGCUUACAAAUGGGUCUUUUAGGAUGUGUACACCCAGGCCAGUAGUGACUGAAGUCAAUAACUGUAUCAGUAUAUGUUUUAGAGCUAAGCUUCACAGAAAUGGGGCAUACAUGGCCAGCACAGAGCUUAUAGCUGAGCUUCACAUGACAAAUGCAAACUGGCCAUAUAAUAACUCAUAUAAUAAUAAUAAAUAAACUCAUCUCAGUGCACAUUUUACAGCUAAGUUCAAUAGAAGCCUCCCGUGUAGCAAUAACUGAUUUCAGUGCAGCAGUGUUUACAGGAAAGGAGUAGUAAAAUCCGCAUAGUCACUCUGCAUCCAUGAAAGCACCUGCUGAAGCUUGUUUUUAAAGAGGCCUGAAUUUGGUUGUUAAAUAAAAAAAACUCUUAGCUUUACUUACAAACAAACAGUAAUCACUGAUAAUCACUGAUAUGAUGAGUGACAAGGUGAACAAAAGCUGAGUGUUUUUUUCUGCAAUAAUAAAAUCGCUAGAUGCUAGUGAUUUAGCGGGAGGAUUUGCCAUGUUUAUAAGCAGUUAUACACUUGAUUUGAUUACAUCAUUCGAUGGCGCAUCUAUAUUAAGGCUAGAUGAGGUCUAGAAAAGUGACAUGAAAAUGACUUAAUAUUUUAUGUCAUGUCUAAAUAUGAACAGUGAGUGUAGAAACAAAUAUAUAUAUAUAUAUAUAGAGAUAGAGAGAGAGAGAGAGAGAGAGAGAGAGAGAUAGUUAAAUAUGUAAACUUACAUAAUUAAAAUACAUUUUACGUUCUCAAUCCUUCAUACCACUGCUUGUUUUGUGCUGCAUUCAAUAAAUUCCUUUUAA
Messenger RNA from Trichomycterus rosablanca, 3715 nucleotides. RefSeq lists its product as uncharacterized. Gene Ontology annotation, molecular function: zinc ion binding; ATP hydrolysis activity. Lineage: Eukaryota; Metazoa; Chordata; Actinopteri; Siluriformes; Trichomycteridae. The record is from RefSeq and is a predicted model, not a curated record. Bases 41 to 2794 code for a protein of 917 amino acids. Gene Ontology annotation, cellular component: nucleus; nucleoplasm. The transcript is spliced from 17 exons.